AGGGAGGCCAAGUCAUCAUGUCCUUGGGGAAAUCCGGGAGGUCAAAGGCGCCCCAGCAGGAGAAGGAUGGCUUUCACCUGGUGUCGAACAAAGAUACACAAUGGCAUGACAGAACUCAAGCGCAAAACUUCAAGGACAUUCGAUACCACACGAGCGACGAAGGUAUCGCCAAGAUCACUAUCAACAGGCCAGAAGUUCACAAUGCGUUCAGACCUCUCACGAUCCAGGAACUCCGGACGGCGUUUGCUCUUGCGCAGGACGAUGUUUCUAUAGGAGUGAUCAUUCUUUGCGGGGAAGGGCCCAACGCCUUUUGCUCGGGAGGGGAUCAGACGCUGAGAGGAGAAGGAGGGUACGAUGACGGGACAGAACCUGUGCCGAGACUCUCUGUGCUGGACCUCCAGGUUCAGAUGAGGAGGUGCCCGAAGCCUGUGAUCGCCAUGAUCGCUGGAUACGCGGUGGGAGGCGGGCACAUUCUGCACAUGGUUUGCGACUUGUCGCUUGCGGCAGACAACGCUCUCUUCGGGCAGACCGGGCCCAAGGUUGGAAGUUUCGACGCGGGGUAUGGCUCUUCUCAUAUGGCGCGGAUAGUCGGGCAGAAGAAGGCCAGGGAGAUCUGGUUCCUUUGCAGGUUGUACAACGCCAAGGAGGCACUGGAGAUGAAGCUUGUCAAUUCUGUUGUACCUCUUGCCGAGCUAGAGAGGGAGACUUUAAGAUGGUGCCGUCGCAUCCUAGCUCUCAGUCCAACAGCUCUGGCCUGUCUCAAAGCAGCGAUCAACGCAGACGAGGACGGGCAGGCAGGGAUCAUGGAGCUGGCCGGCCAGGCCACCCGCUUGUAUUAUCUCUCCGAAGAAGGGAAAGAAGGAAGAAAUGCGUUCGUACAGCGACGCCCUCCCGCCUUCCGCUCUAUCCCUUCUUCACGGCUGUGA
This is a messenger RNA of Guillardia theta CCMP2712, 926 nucleotides long. RefSeq lists its product as hypothetical. The record is from RefSeq and is a predicted model, not a curated record. The transcript has 13 exons. Gene Ontology annotation, biological process: menaquinone biosynthetic process. Gene Ontology annotation, molecular function: 1,4-dihydroxy-2-naphthoyl-CoA synthase activity. The coding region runs from base 18 to 926 and encodes 302 amino acids. NCBI's taxonomy places the organism in Eukaryota, Cryptophyceae, Pyrenomonadales, Geminigeraceae.